Molecule: messenger RNA, 750 nt
Organism: Quercus robur (English oak)
Lineage: Eukaryota; Viridiplantae; Streptophyta; Magnoliopsida; Fagales; Fagaceae
Product: 26S proteasome non-ATPase regulatory subunit 4 homolog
Exons: 5
Coding region: 1-735 (244 amino acids)
Biological process (GO): proteasome-mediated ubiquitin-dependent protein catabolic process
Cellular component (GO): nucleus; proteasome regulatory particle, base subcomplex; cytosol
Molecular function (GO): polyubiquitin modification-dependent protein binding
Source: RefSeq, a predicted model, not a curated record
AUGGUAUGGUACCCCCACUUAGAAGAAGAAGAAGUUUCGAUGCUUUGCCCAUUUUGCCGUAGAAACUGCAACUGUCUAGAAAUAGGUGGCGAGAUGGACCUGGCUGCUGGCAUUCAGGUGGCGCAGUUGGCCCUUAAGCAUCGCCAAAAUAAAAAACAGCAACAAUAUUUAUUGUAUUUGCUGGAAGUCCUAUCAAACAAGAGAAACCAGACAUUGGAGUCUAUUGGAAGAAAGUUAAAAAAGAACAGUGUACCACUUGAUAUUGUAAAUUUCAGUGAAGAAGAUGAUGCGAAGACAGAGAAGCUGGAUGCACUUCUUGCUGCCGUUAACAACAAUGACACUAGCCACAUUGUACAUGUUCCACCUGGCCCUAAUGCUCUUUCUGAUGUACUUAUAAGUACACCCAUCUUCACUGGGGAUGGGGAAGGUGGAAGUGGUUUUGCAGCAGCAGCAGCUGCAGCUGCAGCUGGUGGAGUCACUGGUUUUGAGUUUGGUGUGGAUCCCAACCUGUAUCAAUUUCUGGCUCUUGCUCUGAGAGUUUCAAUGGAAGAAGAGAGGGCGAGGCAAGAAGCAGCUGCUAAAAAGGCUGCAGAGGAGACUUCUAAACAAGAAAAAGAAGAGGGACAGCCAUCUGGAACACAGGAUGCAACAAUGACUGAGCAUGCAAGUGUUGGAACUUCUGAAGCUGACAAUAAAACAACUGAUUUAAUGGUUGGUGCCAUUUUCUGCUCAUGAUGUGUUCUGCUGAUA